This is a messenger RNA of Rhipicephalus microplus (southern cattle tick), 389 nucleotides long. RefSeq lists its product as uncharacterized. The record is from RefSeq and is a predicted model, not a curated record. Lineage: Eukaryota; Metazoa; Arthropoda; Arachnida; Ixodida; Ixodidae.
UUUGUUUAUAUACCGGAUGCUGUCGGUGAACAACCUCGUGCGGCCACCUAAGCGAGCUUCAGUUGACGGAAGCGGGCCACAACUGCUUCUCACUCUGCAAGGUCUUUUUGACAAGGAAAAGCCCUCUACGACUCAGGUGGACACACUAGCUGUUCUGCUGGACGAUGUCCUGCUGGAGCCAACAACAGACUGCGUGGAGGACAUUGGCCCCCUUUCGACCAAAGACUCCAUUUUGGAUUACCUCGGCGGAUAUGUGGCCAAGAAGUUUUCUACUUUGGAUUGCUUAGGCUGCAUCGAAACGAUGUUGAGCACAACACGUCAGCAUCUGCCUUGAUCAAAACAAAAUCGAGGGGCUAUUUGAAAGUACCUAGCAGCCGUCUUCUUGCUCU